UCUGUUUCCAGAGCAGCCGUGCUCAGAUCCCUCGCCAAGCCUGCCGCUCUUACGAGUGCACCCAGAUUCGCACAGAGCAUUCCAGUAAGAUGGAAUUCUUCCAAGGCUGAGGAAGCCAAACCCGCUGCUACGGAGGCCGCGGAGGCCGCGUCUGAAAGCGAGGCUUCUCAGGAUUCUGCCGAACCCGCGGAGGAUCCCGUGACGGCCGAAUUGAGGGAGAAAUUGUUGCAGAAAGACAAGGCGUUGGCCGAAAUGAAGAACCACUACGCCCGCUCGAUCGCCGACUUCCGCAACUUGCAGGAAACCACAAAGAAGGAGAACCAGAAAGCCAAAGACUUUGCCUUGCAGAAAUUCGCCAAGGAUUUGUUAGAGUCCGUGGACAACUUUGCGUUGGCCUUGAACUCGGUCAAGCAGGACACCUUGGAGGCCCACCCCGAGAUGAAGAACUUGUUUGACGGCGUCUCGAUGACCAGAAACGUGUUUGAGAAGACCUUGGAGAAGCACGGCAUCCAGAAGAUCGACCCUAUGGGCGAGCAGUUCGACCCCAACCACCACGAGGCGACAUUUGAGAUUCCUCAGCCCGACAAGGAGCCAGGUACCGUUUUCCACGUGCAGCAGCCAGGUUUCACCUUGAACAGCAGAGUCUUGAGACCCGCCAAGGUGGGUUUGGUCAAGGGCCAGGAGUAAAUGGAGACGGGG
Molecule: messenger RNA, 699 nt
Organism: Metschnikowia bicuspidata var. bicuspidata NRRL YB-4993
Lineage: Eukaryota; Fungi; Ascomycota; Pichiomycetes; Serinales; Metschnikowiaceae
Gene: MGE1
Product: Mge1p
Exons: 1
Coding region: 253-687 (144 amino acids)
Biological process (GO): protein import into mitochondrial matrix; protein folding
Cellular component (GO): PAM complex, Tim23 associated import motor
Molecular function (GO): adenyl-nucleotide exchange factor activity; protein-folding chaperone binding; protein homodimerization activity
Source: RefSeq, a predicted model, not a curated record